Messenger RNA from Drosophila santomea, 820 nucleotides. Its product is annotated as cyclin-dependent kinase inhibitor 1C. The coding region runs from base 233 to 745 and encodes 170 amino acids. The transcript has 3 exons. Lineage: Eukaryota; Metazoa; Arthropoda; Insecta; Diptera; Drosophilidae. The record is from RefSeq and is a predicted model, not a curated record.
CUUGUGGGAUGUGGGUUACUUUAUUUAAGACAUCCAAGAUUUUUACUCCAGGAAGACACUAAUAAUGGCCCAACGGUUGCGGCGCAUUUGGAAUCUUAAGUAGCCGUCGCGUGGAACCCUGAGUGGUAUAAAUACCUCGCGGUCUGCCUUCGAUUGUCAUCAGUCAGCUCUUUGCUUUCAAGUCAAUCCAAGCUUAGCUUCAAAUCAGAAAACCAAAAACCAUUAAGCCAUCAUGUUCAAAUACGCCGUUCUCAUCUCCGCCCUUAUCGCCUGUGCGGCUGCCAAGCCAGGAUUGCUUCACUCUCCUCUGGCAGCUCUUCCCGCUCCGGUGAUUGCUGCUCCCGCUCCUGUGGUCACUGCCGCCAGCAGCCAAGUCGUGGCUAGGACCUUCAAUGGCAUUGCCGCUGCUCCAGUGAUCGCCCAAGUUCCGGUGGCUCCUGCUCCAGUGCUGAGGACCUUAGCCGCUCCCCUAGCAGCUUCAUUCCGCGCUCCAGCUCCCGUUGCAUUCGCCGCUCCAUUGGCCGCUCCAUUGGCUGCUCCGUUGGCCGCUCCUCUUCCCGCUCCAGUGGCUGCUCCUCUGGCUGCUCCAAUCCUCAACAGAGUGGCUCCAUUUGGUGCCCCCAUUGCCACCCCCUUCGCUGCUCCGUACGCCCAUCCCUAUGCUGCGCCCGUUUUGGCCAAAUACGCUGCUCCACUGACUUACGCCCCAGCACCUUUGAACUAUGCCGCGCCCGCUUUGUGGUAGAGGAAAAAUCGCAUACCCCCGGGAUUAAGCAACCGUUUGUGUGUUCAAUGACUGAUAGCCCUUAAUAAAAUUCGU